UUCUUACCUUCUGAGUCGUACCUAGAACGGCUAAAAUGCGGCUUGUAACGAGGUCAAUAAGAACUACGCCGAAGCGCUUGUUCUCGUCACUUCGCAGAAAGCCCCUGCCAACGCCUUCUCCAGGGCCUCUUAUACGCCAAGAUGAGCGCGUUGACGAGGAAAAGGUUCCAGGCCACAAGUCCAAGUACUUCUACCCAGCAAGACCUGGAGAGGUAGUCGGCGACCGGUUCCAGAUCCUUGUAAAAGUCGGCUGGGGAGUCUCCUCGACCGUGUGGUUUGCCCGUGACAUGCGAGGGGCCGAAUCUGACCCAGAAGCUGCCGUGGCAUUGAAAAUCACCAACUCAAAUCAGAAUGCCGAGGAUGAACGUGAAAUCGAGGCAUGUAUUGCGAACACGGAUCCCUCGCACCACGGGCAUCCAUUCCUUCGCACAUCCUCGGAAUGCUUCGAGAUAGAGGGGCCGGAGGGAAAGCAUCUCUGUUUUGCAUAUGAGCCUCUAAGAGAGCCUUUAUGGCUUUUCCGGAGGCGUUUUGUAGAUGAGAAGAUUCCUUUCCCAAUUAUCAAGCUUUACAUUCGGUUUCUUCUCGCGGGCAUCGACUACCUCCAUACAAAAUGCAAAAUUGUUCAUACUGAUUUGAAGCUUGAGAACAUCAUGGUCACGUUCGAAGACCCGUCUGUAUUAAAUGACUUUAUGAAUUCCCAGCUUGACCAACCGAUGGAAUACAAAAUCGAUUCCACAGGCCGACCUGUCUUUCGACGUCGCAAUAAUUUUGGUCCAUUAAAGAAAUUCAACAACAUGCCGAUGCUCGUUGAUUUUGGAAUAGCCGCGAAAUUUGAUUCCGAUAACGCAAUGGGUAUCUACCCCAUCCAACCACACCACUACCGCGCCCCGGAGGUCAUUCUAGGCUGUGGUUGGAAAGCGAGUGCGGAUAUCUGGAACAUGGGUACCAUUCUCUGGGAUAUGAUAGAGGGCGAAGAGUUGUUCCAGCAGGUCUAUGAUAACCGAGGCCGAUACGAUGCCAAGGCACAUCUCGCAGAAAUGAUAGCCUUGCUUGGCUACCCUCCGCCAGAGUUAAUCGCAAGAUAUCAAUCGAAGCGAGGGUUGAAAUGGCCUACUCGCAUCAGAUGGCAGGACGGUGAGCUUUCUGACAAUGCGGAUCAAUUCUUUGGUGGUCCUUUCUUUGAUGAUAAUGGCAACUUUCUGUAUCGGGGUUUAAUUCCAGAUCGAAAACUUGCAGAUAGUCUUCCGUCUUUAGAAGAGGAGGAGAGGGAAGACUUCCUGUCGUUUGUGAAGGGAAUGCUUUGUUGGCGCCCCGGGGAAAGAAAGACGGCAGGCGAGCUACUUGAACAUCCGUUUCUCCGAGAGGAAUAAAGAUACUCGCUUCAGGGUACCUUGAGAAAAGUCGUAUUUUCGAGGACGUGAUGUUCAGCUGUUUAAUCUCCUCAUAUUGAAUGAUGAUGAGGUUGUGUAUUAGUAUCACCAUAUCUCCACUAUUUAGCCACGCAUAGCGUUGAUCAUCUCCAAUCAAACAUCAAGC
Molecule: messenger RNA, 1536 nt
Organism: Aspergillus steynii IBT 23096
Lineage: Eukaryota; Fungi; Ascomycota; Eurotiomycetes; Eurotiales; Aspergillaceae
Product: protein kinase
Exons: 5
Coding region: 36-1370 (444 amino acids)
Biological process (GO): protein phosphorylation; regulation of mRNA processing; spliceosomal complex assembly
Molecular function (GO): ATP binding; protein kinase activity
Source: RefSeq, a predicted model, not a curated record